This is a messenger RNA of Bactrocera neohumeralis, 6086 nucleotides long. Its product is annotated as cationic amino acid transporter 2. Gene Ontology annotation, molecular function: amino acid transmembrane transporter activity. Bases 756 to 4151 code for a protein of 1131 amino acids. Gene Ontology annotation, biological process: amino acid transport; transmembrane transport. The record is from RefSeq and is a predicted model, not a curated record. The transcript is spliced from 10 exons. NCBI's taxonomy places the organism in Eukaryota, Metazoa, Arthropoda, Insecta, Diptera, Tephritidae. Gene Ontology annotation, cellular component: plasma membrane.
CAAUCGCAGCGCUUGAAAGUCUCGAAAGUGUCGGUAUCGGGCUUGCCGGUUGUAAUCACCUUAAUGGCCGUAAAUUCUCACAAGACGUGCGCUUAUCUCAGUAAUCAAAAACAAUUGUUUUUUCGAUUGUCGUUUCCAGCUUCGUGCGCCGUCGUCUGUUCGGACAGCUUCAAUUUGGUUAGUCACUGCACUAGCGCGGAUAUCUUGCUGAUUUUGCUGAUAGUGUUGGCUCGAGAUACGGCUUAUUUGCAUUAGUUUUUUCAGCGCGCUUCUCGCAUUCUAGCCGCAAUUAGCGUUAUUAUUUUUUUUGCGAACUGGAACUGAAACUGAAACUGUGUGAUUAUCAUUCAACUGAAAUAUUUAUUUUUUGUUUGUGAAAGAGUGUUUACUGAGCAGCAAAACGUUGGAUCUCAGUGACUUUUUAUCUACAUAUCUUUUAUAAUGAAGUUAAAUAAGAUAAUGUGAUUAAGAGAUAGUAAAUGAAUACUUGUUGAGCACGGACGCAUGUGUUUCGGCAACUAAAUACACGAAAGUUGCAUUUAAAACUUGCGAUAAAUGAACACAGCAAAAAUAAAUGUUUAAAAAAUACACAUAACUACGUCAGCAGGAUUCAAGAACUGCAGAAAAAAUUGGAAAAACGAUUGCUCAGCAUUAGCUUUAGUCACAAGCAGUCUAACAACAGUUCGGCCCACGAUAACUCCUCGAACUUCUCUUUGCGACACUUUCACCGAAAGCCGCGUUGCAACUACACGAAAAUGCCACCGCAAACAACUUAUUGGAAAGUGUUGACGCGCCGAAAAGUUUUGCCCAAUGAGGGCACGGAGUCUGAUACGAAGCUGAAUCGUGUGCUCGGCUUAUUCGAUCUGACCGCGCUGGGCGUUGGUUCAACCUUGGGCGCAGGCGUUUAUGUGUUAGCUGGGCAAAUAGCACGCGAUCAGGCGGGACCCUCUGUGAUGCUGUCGUUUGCAAUCGCCGCACUGGCUUCCUUACUAGCAGGCAUUUGUUAUGCGGAGUUUGGCGCGCGUGUGCCCAAAGCCGGUUCGGCUUAUGUCUACAGCUAUGUUUGUAUCGGUGAGUUUGCGGCCUUUGUCAUCGGCUGGAAUCUGAUGUUGGAGUAUAUUAUCGGCACGGCAAGUGUUUGUCGUGGCAUCAGUCUCUAUUUGGACACGUUAAUCAACGAUACGCUCAAGCACACCUUCGCCGAGAUAGCGCCAAUUAACGUUAGUUUCCUCGGCAGCUACUUCGAUUUCUUUGCAUGCGGUCUAGUCAUUGUUUUUGGUGUUGCUUUGGCCUUUGGCGUGGAGACUUCAGCGCUGGCUAAUAACUUCUGCACGAGCCUCAACAUCUUCAUACUAUUGUUUGUGAUAAUUUUUGGUGCUAUCAAAGCGAAUUUCGCCAACUGGUCUAUCGAUCCGCAAGCCAUCAACGCCACCACCACCGCAACGGGCAACAUCGGCGCCGGCGGUUUCUUUCCGUUUGGCUUCGCAGGCACACUAAAAGGCGCCGCCACGUGCUUUUUUGGUUUUGUUGGCUUCGACUGCAUCGCUACUACCGGCGAAGAGGUGCGCAAUCCGCGCCGCAACAUACCACGUUCCAUCCUGCUCUCGCUGUUGAUCAUAUUCCUUUGCUAUUUCGGCGUCUCAACAGUGCUGACACUCAUGGUGCCCUACUACGAGCAAGACCCGAAUGCGCCACUGCCAUUUGCUUUCAAACAAGUCGGCUGGACGUUCGCCAUGUGGAUCGUGGCGAUCGGUGGACUGAUCGGUUUGUUAGCCAGUUUAUUUGGCGCCUUGUUUCCAUUGCCGCGCGUCAUGUACUCCAUGGCCGAUGAUGGUUUACUAUUUCGGUUUUUGGGCAAGAUCAGUCCGCGCUUUCGCGUGCCGGUUAAUGGUUCGAUCUGCGCCGCCAUAUUCACAGCGCUCAUGGCGGGUUUGUUCGAUCUGCAGCAGCUGGUUAGUCUCCUGUCAAUCGGCACUUUACUGGCCUACAGCGUGGUGGCCAUUUCAAUUACCAUACUCAGGUACAUGGAGUCUGCUGAUUCUGCGGAUUGUGAAAGCGGUAAUCAACCAUUAACCGAAAACUCCAUGCUCACAUCCUCGGGUACACGAGUCACCGCUAAAGCUGUAUUACUACAAUUGUUCAACAUCAAGCAUCUGAGCACACCAAACUCGCUUUCGACGCGUAUCGUUGGCACCUUAAUAACAGUAUUUUGUCUUCUCUCACUAUUCAUCGGUCUGAUAUUCAAAGAAGCUUAUGAUGCGCUGCUCGAAAACCAACUGUGGGUGCUUGUUCUAUUGCCCAUUUUAGUGUUAUUUGCUAUACUGACGCUGGUCAUGAUUUGCGUGCAACCCCGUGAGCCAGUCAUAAAAACAUUCCGCGUUCCCAUAGUGCCGCUUUUACCAGCCAUUAGCGUGUUUAUUAACAUCUACCUCAUGUUGCAGCUGGAUGUGAUGACUUGGAUCCGUUUCGGUAUAUGGAUGUUGAUUGGCAUACCAAUAUUCAUUGCUUGUUGGUGCAUGUAUGACAUUGGUGAUGUCACCAAACGGAAUCCCGAGCGCGUGGCAUUUGAGCGCGCCUUGAAAGAGAGUGCGCGCAACGCAAAACCGUCAGCCAAUGGGCAUUUAAACAAGAAUAUGAAAACAAAUGGUGUGCUAAAGAAGUCGAAGAGCGCCAAUGGCGUGUCGAACAACAACACUUUAAGCGCACAAAAUGAACACACGGUGAAGAGUCUAGACGAAAUUAUGAAUAUGAAUGAGGUCAGCGACGACUUGAUCGAGAUGCGACAUAAUGGCAAAGUUUUCUACAUUGAAGACAAUCGCAGUCACUCGUCGAAAAAUUCACUGGAUAAGUCAGAUGGCGAGAAAGAUGGUACGCGUGAGGAUGAAAAGUCUGUGAUAGCAAUGCUGGACGAUGUGUUGCAAGCGGCGGAUGUCGGCACUACAAUAACAUCCAAUAUGCCGGACUAUCGCAAAUUUAGCGUGGAUUCCGAAAUGCUGCCGAGCGUGAUCGAAAUGAACACGAUAGCGACAGUGCACACCAGCAGCAACUCAUCGGACGAUUUGGAAGCGGUGCCCGAGGUGGAAAGCGGCAAGGGCUCCAGCUGUAGCAGCCUUAGCAGUGGUACUGAGCGUUUCACCGCCACGCAAGCAGCUGCCAAGCAAUUAGUUGAUGACAUACUCAACAGCGCUGAGCUUACGGAAGCUUUGACACGCCAAAAAUCACUAAACGAAGCGGUGAAUCUGCAGUUUUCGAAUGGUGAAAUAGAUAAUAAUGAAACAAAUCUCCAAAAUACUAAUAUUUCAACUGAUAGCGGUGUGGGUAAGCCAAACCGCACGGAAGAGAAUGAUAGCAGUGAAUUUAAGCCAAAAAGCACGGAAGAGAAUGUGUCACUCGCACGCAAGAACUCCAAAUCAUCGUUACUCUCCAUUGAUGAUCCCAUACAUUCCGAAAACUUUAAGAAUAAGCUAAGUAAAAUUCUAAUGCUCCCACCGGUACAAGUAACGCCGCACAAAACUCCGCAAAAGGAGCAAACACAAGCAGAUAAACCGGCCAGGGCAAACUCCUCACCGCGACCGCAACUCAAACAUUCCAAAAGUGAAACGGACCUACGCCAACUCGUAUUGCAAGCAAUUGUAAAUACAGGAUUAGCCGAAUCAAACGACGAAGCCGCACCGUCCGAUGCAAAUUUUAACAGUAUACCGAAACCACCGAAAUUUGAUCCAAUACUCUACAAAACAAUCAAUAACCUGCGUUCCAACAAAGAACGACCAAGUUUACAGCGCCUAAUGGAAGCCAACGAAACGCCACAGGCGCCUACACAAACAGCCGAACCAAUGGAAGAGGCGGCAUUGCCAUUUAAACAAAAGCUAGAAGCCGUGCUGAAACGCGGGCCAUCGCAUCGCCUGCAACAGCGUCCCGAAGCAGUGCCAAUACGUCGACCCAAGUCCGUCGAGCCAAUAACAGUGCAAGAAGUAGCCGAGGAGCAAUCAAUGCUUAGGCCCAAAUCAAAUGGCACUGCGGCUGGCAGCAUUGCACGUUCCGAAAACAAUCUCGCGACCAAAAUUAACGCCGACGACGCCGCGAAUGUGAUAACGAACGCACGCAGCUUACUGAAACACGUACCAAACGGCACCGUCGAGCUGUAUGGAUAGCAGACAAUCGUUGCACGCGAAACUUUAUAACGGAUAUUUACAUGCAUACAUAUUGUAGAUGUGUAUGUGUGUGCUUAAACCCUACUUAGCAGGGCAUACUAUAUGUAUUAGCGUAUUCAAACCUAUAUACUGCAUUUUAGUAUUGUAGUUGUUAAAGAUAUUUAUUGUUGGAAUUUAUUAAACAAAUAUUUAGUCACAAAUACUUAAAAAGCUCAAGUAACUGGCUCAAAGCCUUAGUGUAAGCUCGUUGUUGUAGGCGUAGACACUCGUUAGCUUAAAUACUAUUUUAUUCUAUAGGUGUAAUACAUAACUGUAUUUGUAUUGUUAUUGUUGAUAAGUACACAAACACUUAUAUAUUAAGCUAAGCCAUAUAAGCGCAGCUUUGAAAAGCUCACAACGUGCACAAAAAAGCUUAUUAGUGCUUACGUUUUAUAUACGUAUUUUUAUACCCUGAACAGAAUAUAUUAAUUUUGCCACCCAGCAGGUAACCUCGGGACCAUUUAAAUGUAUAUAUUGGAUAGUCGGAAAAGUAUUUUCGUAAUUUGUCAAUAUAUCUCGUUGCAGUCGUAUAUCUCCAGUGCUAUCAAUCACAUUGUGUCAUACCAUAUAGUGUUGGAAAGGUGAGAUUUUAAGCUUCAUUUCAACAAAAAAAAUUAAAUUCGAGGAAGUUGAAAAAUAGUUACAACUGUUCAAAAAAGAGUAACAAUAAUGAAGAAAUUCGCUACAUUUUGAAAUUUUUGUAUAAAAAAGGGAAAGAUGCCACGCUAGCCACCAAUGAAAUUUGUGAAGUUUACGGACACACAGCAUCAUCAGUUCGUGUAGCGCAAUAAGGGUUCGUUCGAUUCCUUUCUGGAAAUUUCGAUGUGAAGUUUGAGUAGAAAUACGAAAAGACUUUUUCGACUACCCAAUAUUAUCAGGAAAUUUUGUACAGAAUAUUAUCUGAGGCAGCGCGAAGCUAUCCGAUUAAAUUUUUUUUGAUCGGUCUACUAUAGAUUAUAGCUGUCAUACAAACUGAACGAUGAAAAUGUAAUUCUUGUAUGUAAAACAUUUUUAAUUUACGAGAUAUCUCAAAGAAAUUUGGCACAGAUUAUUAUUUCAGGCAAAGAUAGACUAUUCGAUGAAUUUUUUUUAGAUUGGAAACCUAAAGCAUAUAGCUGUCAUACAGAUUGAAUAAUAAAAUUUUUUUCCUUGUAAAACUUUUUUAAUUUACGAGAUAUGUCAAAGAAAUUUGACAUAGAUUAUUAUUCAAGGCAGCAGUACAAGCGACCAAGAAAUUGUUUAGAUCGGAUCACUAUAGCAUAUAGCUGCCAUGCAAACUGAACGUUCAAAAUGCAGUCGUUACAUGGAAAAAUUUUUUACUUGAAUAUAUAUGUAUGUUCUCCAAGUUUUAUACAGAUUAUUAUUAUUAACUGUACAAUUUUCAAAGAAAUUGUUCAGAUCGGACCACUUUUGCACAUAGCUGCCAUAUCAACUGACCAAUCAAAAUCAUGUACUUGCAUAGACAACUUUUAUAUUUGUGAAGGGUAUGCCUUCUUCGGUCCAAGUUAACGAUUUUUCUUGUUUUAUUAUUAUUAUCAUUUUUUUAAUUAUUCUUAAUUUUCUAACUAUAAUUAAUUUUUCUUUUUGCUACAUUUGCAUAUGUGCACGUUAGUCCUUACUUAGCCUAAGCUAAUAACUAAUCAGUCGUAAUGUAACUACCUUUAUCUAUACCGAUUGCAUGCCAUAACCAAACCUAAUCAACUAAUUUCUUUGCUGUAUGAUAAAAAUUAUUCAAAGAUUUCUAAAACAUUCUUCCACUAUUAAUCCAUAUCAAUAACGAAUCUUAUAAGAAACAAGCGAUUAAUGCAACUAACACAACAUAACUAUCUUCACCAUAUCUAUACGUAUCCGUAUAUACAUAUAUGUUUGUACACAUUCUUCUAACCACUCCACAGG